Molecule: messenger RNA, 5787 nt
Organism: Schizosaccharomyces cryophilus OY26
Lineage: Eukaryota; Fungi; Ascomycota; Schizosaccharomycetes; Schizosaccharomycetales; Schizosaccharomycetaceae
Product: transcription factor TFIIF complex beta subunit Tfg2
Exons: 3
Coding region: 70-1011 (313 amino acids)
Biological process (GO): transcription initiation at RNA polymerase II promoter; transcription by RNA polymerase II
Cellular component (GO): transcription factor TFIIF complex
Source: RefSeq, a predicted model, not a curated record
CAAGUAGUAAGACUGCCAACUUUCAACUCUACUUGACUUAUUUAUUGCUUUUUCAAUAAGGAGCAUAAAAUGAGCGAGGAAAAACCGACAAUUCGUACGGAGGAUGAUGACCGUUAUGAGGAUGAUACCGGAGAUUUGGAUCUAGGCCAGAUUGGCUCUCGAGUUUGGUUAGUAAAGGUUCCGAGGUUUCUUAUGCAGAAAUGGGACGCCAUUCCUGAUGAUGAAAAUGAAAACCUUGGAUGUGUACGUGUGAAAAAUGAUGAGAUUCAACUUUUACUCCAUAACAAGCCGGAAAACGCCGAUGUUCCUAAAAACUACAACUUGAAAGUAAUGAACAAAUUCGUUAGAAACUCUUAUGUCUUUAGAGAAUCGGAGUCAUCAUCUAGUAACACGAAAAACACUGCAUUGGUCGGUACAGUUGCCCAUGAAUGUAAUGUGACUCCAGUUAUCAAUGAUGAUUAUCGACGCGUUAUGCAAAAAAGAGCUUUGGCUGCCAGUGCUCCUAAGCGCAAAGUUCAAAUGAUUGAUGAUAGAGGUGCUAGCCUCCUUGCCCCUGGAACGCUGGGUGCUCGCAAUAGAAACACUACAUCAUUUAUUCGUAAUGUUAAACCAAGAACUGGCGAGGGCCUAAAGAACUCACGUAUUCCCAGAAACGAGCUAUUAGAUAUUCUUUUCAAAUGCUUUGAAGAUUAUGAAUAUUGGACUUUGAAGGGUCUUCGUGAAUACGUUAAGCAACCUGAGGUUUAUUUGAAGGAGGUUCUUGAUAGCAUAGCUAUAUUGAAUAAACGCGGGCCUUAUGCGUUAAAGUAUAGCUUGAAGCCUGAGUAUAAAGGAACAAUGGAUGCUGCCACGAGAGAACUUUUGAAUCAACAAGUAUCUCAAUCGGAUUCAUUUCAACAGCCGAAUGCAGACAAGGGUUCUGCCUCUCCAAUUGGCCCUUCCUCAUCCGCAAGUGAUGCCAACAAAGAUGGAGACAACGAUGAUGAGGUUGAAAUGAUUGAUAUUCUAUAAGUUAACGAAUUAAUGAACUUUCUUGUUUUGGUUUUUUGUUGAAAAGCUUCCAAAAUCUCAAUGUUUCAUCACCUGCUCCUGUAACGAUAGACUGGCCAUCAGGGCUCAUAGACAAAUGAAGCACACGGUUUGUGUGUCCAGUAAGAUUAACAACGUUUGAAAGUGUUGGAUACUUCCAUAGUGAAACCUGAUUUUUGGCAUAGCCAUGAGUAGUAACAAUUUCAUUCGACGUCUUAGACCAUGCCAAAUUGCAUACUUGGGAUCCUGUAUCCAGCCGAUUUUGCAGCUUUCCUGUUAAUGUAUUAUGUAUCAUUAAGGAUCUGUCGACUGUUCCUCCUCCACUUGCCAAAAUUCCUCGUUGGUGAGGGCUCCACCCAAUUGCUUUGACAGCGGCACUAUGCUCCAAGAAUGUAUGCAGUGGUCUUGUGGUUCGAUAGUCCCAUACAACGAGUUUGUUGUCAUUUCCGCCAGAUGCCAAUUGACCUAGGUUGCUUUCCCAUUGAAGACCACAAAUUUCUUGGUCAUGUCCUUUAACUUUCAGAUAACAUUCAGAUUGACGCAGGUCAUGAUGUGCUAGCAUUUCAUCUUUUCCACCACUUGUUAAAGUAUUACCAUUGGACGCUAAUGCUGCUACUCUUUUGGAGUGGCCGCGUAAACUCCUUAUGGGUUUGGUACAUUCCGUGUCCCAGAUGUGAAUAAAUCCUGAAUCUGUUCCAACGGCGAUAUUAGUUCCUAUUCCAGUCCACAAAACACUAGUCACAUUGUUUGCUUCCCCAAAGUCAUGGAGUUUCACCACUUUACCACUGUUGGCUGACCACAAAUAUACACUGCUCGCCAGACCCACUGCUAAUAUGUUUGAUCUUCCCCAACUAAGCAAGUUAAGAUAAAAGUCAUCUUCCAAGUAAGGGGCAUCCAAAACUUUGUAUGGAGCUUUAGGAAAUACUCUUUUAGGUUUUGGAGGACGAAGCAAGAGGUCUUGUGAUUGAGGUGAGAUGGGAGAUAAUGAGUACGAAUUCCUUGUGGGAAUGUCAAAGUAACUUUUUUCUGACUUCUCUUUGAGGUCUCCGUAGCGAAAGGUUCUUGAGGCUACCUGUUUAUUUCCAAAUAGUUCGAUACUUAGAAGCUCCAUAAAUUGCCGUUGAACUGAUUACAUUAGCACUGAAGCAAAGGAUUGUUCUAUAUUUAUGUUCACUUACCACUUCCGGAACUCUUACGUCGUAAAGAUGUUCCUUCACUUAUUGUCUUCCGAAUCGAUUCAAAACUAAUAUCAAACUCAUUGCUGACGUUGCGUAUGGGGAUGAAUCUAUCGCCCAUCUUCGAUUAAUUCUCGCAGCGUUGGUCAAGGAUAAAAGAAAAAGAACUUUGAAAAGACUCUAAGUUUAUCCACAUGUUUUGUUUGUUUUCCCUAAGCUAUAUGCUUUAUUUUUGUUUACAUGCAUUGAGAAACAACGAGUUAUAUUUACUAUCAAAAGAUGAAAACCCAAUUAUUUAUAAAUAAAAAUAAACAAACAAAUAUUAUGACACAGAUCAAGCAAUUUGUUUGAAUAUAUCUUGUUUUUGGAACCUGAUUUUGUGAAAGAAUGAUUUCAUGUCUAUAGCAUUAAGUGAAGAAAAUGUUCCUCUAUUUUGACUCUAAAUUAGACGUUAGUACGAAGCAAAGUCUAAGCUUGUUAAGAUACCUUUUCUUGAGCAAGUGCUUUGAGGCUGUUUUGAAAUUGAUCGAGAUCCAUUGAGUUAAAAAGUUGGUCUUCAACUAAACCAAGUGAACACUCUAAAAUUUCGGUUUGCGUUUCUCCAUUAUCUUGCUGGGAUAUGCAAUGAACACGAGAAAAGUCGACUUCUGUAAUUUUCGUUAAGUAAUCGCAGAUGUUCUCAAUUUGUAUUGCAAAUCUCGACUUGUAUUCAUGCGAAUUUGAUUGCUGGAUAAGAAAAUGACCUUUGUCAGAAGUGAAAAAAUUACGGAAAGAAGUAGCUGAGACUCCACCGUGCGUCCACAGGUAAACCUUUCCCUGUAUAAAGGAUAAAUAAAUACCAUUAACUUUCAUACAUCGACUUGAAGCAGCAGUAGGCUCCGGAAUAUUCAAUUGACAAUUUGGAUCGUUAAAUCCUGAUUUAAAGCCCAUAUUGUGAAGAGGAAUGAUAACAGGAUAGAUCAUCAUGCAAAUGACUUUAACAUGUCCUGUUUUUAUUUUGAAGUUGAAAAAAGUAUUCCUACCUGCUUUCGAUGGAUUGCUAAUAAAAACUCUUGAUUUCAUCAAUGCCAUCAUAUACGACGGAAAACUUUUCAAGUUUUCUGGCAAAUAUCCGUAUAUCUCGGAAUCUGGACCUCGUUGACUACCAUAUUCAACCAGAAGGUCUACUAUCCUUUUGCAAAACCAGUUUUGAAGAUUUAUAAGAUUUUGGUUAGUUGAGAUAUACGCAGCUAAUGGUUAGUAAAGGUUUUUAAAUAAGUUGACUUACCGUGUUUUGCCAUGCUAGCUACUAAAGUUUCACAAUCUGCUUUAGAAAAAACGUCCUUUUUGGAUGAAACAAUGGGUAACCGUAUAUGAUGGCAUCUUACUCUCUCUGAGUUUUCAACUGUUCUGUAGAAAGUGAGAACUUGGAUAGAAGCAGUUUGACUUAGUAUACUAGCGGUUUGUUGUAUUUCAAAAUAAAUAGCGGUUUCUGAAUUAAUUGCAGAAAUGAUUAGCGUGUUGUCCUUCGGAUAAUCACUAACUUUUCCUGCUUUAAUUUGCUUAACCCGGAGACCUUUUGAAGAAGAAACCUUGAUUUUGACGUGGGUACCAAUAAAUCCACUCAGAGAUUCUAAUACAUCCCCUUUUAAGGUUGACUGUGCCGAACUACUAGUCAGAUAGAAGAAGUAAUUUCCGCCAGUUUUUAGACAUAAUUGUUCGAUCAAGUCGUCGUAUAUUUCCGAGUCGUUUUCCAACACAAAUAGGUCUAUUGAGAUUCCAUGUUCAAUUAAGUGCUGUGUAUACAACUGCAACGAUUGCUGCCUUCUUCGGUUCUCUAGCAAUGAUAAAUGCUCUAUAUAAUUCAUUAGCAUUUUUGUAUGCACAAGUAACUUGCCUUUUCGCAUAGCGUUGUCCAAUCCAAGGAUAUGUAUCUUUCCUUGCCUUUCUUCCAAGAGUUUAGCUGCAACUUUCACAGCGCUAAAUAAAGCAUUGCAGCCGUUGGUCUUGUCAUUCAAACUUUUUUGAAUGUGACUUAAGAUACGAACUAUGUCUAACUCAUUUUGGCUUGGAUCGAUGGAAGUAUCAUAAUGGAAUACCAUUUCAUCCUCUUCCAGAUCAGCCAAAACAGUUUCGUUUACCCAUUGAUUCUAAAUAGGUUAGUAAAGUCAAUUCUGUACAUUAGGACACUUACGGAUAAACGAUAAAAGUGUAAAGCAUUAUCAUAACCAAUGAAGAGAAUCCUAGACUUUGGAAAUUUGGCUUUAUAUUUAUCGCUUGUUAGCGUGAAGUUGAUAGCUUCAACAAUAUUCCGUUUAAAUCCGGUAUUAGCGGAUGUACGAGAUAUGUCAAUUAGAAAUAUGUUCAAAAAUGAACUUUCAGCUGAAGCUUCUUUUAGCAAAGCAUCAAAUGAUGGUUUCAUCAGGUUGCUUGUUGUAAGUUUUUCUUUUUCCAUCAACACUCCUUGAAGGAUACAGCCAAAAUCAUCUGUUAUAUUGUUGCAGGUAUCGCAAAAUUCGCACUUCCAUUGUGAUCCGCUGAAAAUUGCAUUGCUGUGGAAACUAAAGUAAGCACCGCAAAUCGUGCAAUAUGGAAUUGAUAAUUCUUUUCCAUCUUCCCAAUUGUACACGCAGUCAGGAUUAUUGACUGAAAAGGGAUGUGCGAUCAAGGAGAAAGGCAGGCUAGAAGGAAUUUGAUUAGCGUUUCUUGGGACAGUCCUGUAUACUGAGCGAAGAAAGCAAGGAUCCGUUGAAUCCUUUAAGAAAAAAGUAUAGUCGGUCAAAACAGUAGGAACGCAAUCACUUGCAACCGGGUCGUAUGGAACUUUGGAAAAAGAAUUGCGGUUUUCCAGACGCUCAGAUAAAAUAGGAUUGUAUUUCCCUACAACAAGCUCACUAAGCUCGCUCUCGCUGGUACUGGAAGAGAUUGAUUUAGUUAUCCAUUCAUCGUCCAAAUGGGUAUAGAAAGGACUUGGAAUUGCACCUUCAUCAGAACUAUUUCGCGAAGAACAAUUAGAGGAACAUGAUAAAGGUCCGCUCAUAGAAAAGAUCAUCUUCAAAAAGAAAUCACCAAAAAAAAUCAGGACUCAAAAUCUGAGCUGCCAGGAGCUAAUACCUUAGUCUGGCUUGCCAGAUACAGGCAACCAAGAAAAGCUGUGCAAAGAGACUUUUCAGAGAAGAAAUUCAGAAAGUAACUUUUCUGUAGGUCUUCUUCGUACAGCUUUUUCAAGUUGGGUGUUGUAAAGUCAGUAUGACUGUGUUUAUUUACAUAUAGUAAAUGUUGUUAUGCCCGAGAACUGACUUAAGUAAAAACAAAAGAAGAAGAUACAUCUAAAUUACAUGUUUAUUUUGUUUAAGAAGCUCUUCAGAGUACAAAAUAAACAUAAUCCUUACCAAUAAAAACUUGUGCCUAUAAUGGUAACGUAUUUUGUGUACUCAUCUUAUUUGAAUGAACUACUGACAUAAUCAGAAUUAAAUAUAUAAAAGAUAUUCUGCAAGAAAAAUCAAUCAAACAUUAUAACGUUGGCCUUCUUGUAAAACUUAUAUUAUUACAUGGACACGCAGAAAAGCAUAUGAAUUAAUAACUACAUUUCCCCUAAAAAAAC